AUGGUAUUCCACACUGCCAAUAUAACUGAUGUGACAGAUGAGUUGAAGGGAUAUGAUGUCAUUUUCUUGGCUGCACUUGUAGGGAUGGAUACUGAUGAGAAGGUCAAGGUGAUUGAUCAUUUGGCAAAGUACAUGGUGUUGGAGAAUGUUCCAACAAUUGGUAUCAGAGCACCCAGGUUCACACCUGGUUCUCAGCAAGAAAGAGAGGAUGAAAGCAAGAAGUUUGGUGAUAGGAGGAUCAAUUGA
Lactuca virosa is the source of this 246-nucleotide messenger RNA. The record is from the annotation of a GenBank genome assembly. NCBI's taxonomy places the organism in Eukaryota, Viridiplantae, Streptophyta, Magnoliopsida, Asterales, Asteraceae.